AUGUAUUCUUCAAUGUUUAUCUAUUUUUUUUCAUUGAUAUCACUAAUUACUUAUGCACAAUCUCGUAGAAAUGUGACGACAUUUGCAACAUGGAAUAUUGGUUUAGAAGAACAACAAGCAUUUGAACGGACAUCAUCGAUUAUCCAAGCUAUUCGUGAGAGUAAUGUUGAUAUUCUUUGUUUACAAGAAGUAUGGGGUGGUCCACAAAUUUUACGUCAAAUUUAUCAAUUCGUCAAAGAUAUUUAUCCUCAUUUUGAAGUUGUCAAUGAUGAUAUGCGUGACUAUAUUAGUAGUGAUCCAUUAUCAACACAAACAUAUAGCCCUGCUUGUGUAGCUUCAAACAUAACGAAUACACAAAUAUGUCUUUUUACAUAUUGUUCUAAUGUUAAUGAGUCAGCACUACUUAUAUGUGCCAUUGCUCGAUGCCGAACAGAAUUUCUUGCUCUUUAUACGAAUUCAAGAUGUUGGGCAUGUAUUUUUGAUCGAUUUAUUAGUCGUGGUGAUCGAUUAGGUUUGAACUAUUGUGGUGCAAUUAAUUUACCUCAAUUGAUUAGUAUUUCACCAGGUAUUAUUCCUAAUUCCACCGAAGCUCCUUGGGAUCAUUCAAUAGGUCUGAUGAUAUUAUCAAAAAGACAAUAUCCAUUAAAAAAACUAGCAGCUAAUUUAUAUUCAGAAUUUUAUAUUGCACCUCGUGGUUAUAUUAUUGCUAGUCAAGAAAACAAACAGUUAAUUAUUGCCAAUACACAUGUUGCCACAGUUGAAACACUUUUUCCUCAUGCAUCUAUUGGAACAUUUCUCAAUAAUACAUAUGGUAGUUGGAAUGAUGAAAAUAAAGGUCAAACAAUAGAACUUGAAUCUCUUGUUUGGAAUUUUUUACGUAAUAACCAACAGACAUAUAAAAAUGCCAUUAUGGCAGGUGAUUUUAAUAUGGGUAUUGCUAAUGUUGAACAUAAUGUAUUAGCAAUUCAACCUGAUAGUUGGAAUUAUAUACAUCAAUUAAAUGAUACUAAUGGAUCAACAAGAUGGUAUGAUGAUUAUACAGAAAUGCAUAGCCGUUGUACAAUAUGUACAGAUAAUCUUGUUGUUAAUAAUACUAAUCAAUAUAUUAUUGAUCAUAUCUUUACACAUGGACCUAUAUUUAAUCCAUUAAAAUUAUUCACACGACGCAUAUUCGAUGGACGAAUAGAAAUCAAUUCUACAAAUGGAACGAUUAUAACAAGUCUUUCGGAUCAUUAUGGUGUUAAACUUCGUAUUAUUUGUUAA
Molecule: messenger RNA, 1263 nt
Organism: Rotaria sp. Silwood1
Lineage: Eukaryota; Metazoa; Rotifera; Eurotatoria; Philodinida; Philodinidae
Source: the annotation of a GenBank genome assembly